Anguilla anguilla (European eel) is the source of this 1480-nucleotide messenger RNA. RefSeq names its product olfactory receptor 51F2-like. The transcript is spliced from 3 exons. Gene Ontology annotation, biological process: G protein-coupled receptor signaling pathway. NCBI's taxonomy places the organism in Eukaryota, Metazoa, Chordata, Actinopteri, Anguilliformes, Anguillidae. Gene Ontology annotation, molecular function: olfactory receptor activity; G protein-coupled receptor activity. The record is from RefSeq and is a predicted model, not a curated record. Gene Ontology annotation, cellular component: membrane. The coding region runs from base 323 to 1291 and encodes 322 amino acids.
AUCUAUGAUCAAGUUCAAGGAAUCACAUCUACUAAAGGAGAAUUCUUGAAAAACACUGGCUUCCCAACAAUUUAAAAAAAGAAGAAGUUUUUCCUCGUUAACGAUAUAUACACUGACGACAGAUUUGGUCUGUGCAAGUUUAUCUGAAGUUCUUGAGAGAAAAUGUCAAAUAUCAAAUAUUUCAAUAUACGUGCAAUUUAUUGAUAUUGUUCAUCAUUAAGCUCUCUAUGGUUUCUUCUUUCUGAGUCCAUCUCCAAUUACCAGGUCCUAAAGGACUGGUUUUUCAGGGGGUGAGAAACAGUGAGGAGCAAACAAAUUUGUAAUGAGGACCCUGAAUUCAACCUCCUUUUUGAACACAACGAUUGUGCGUCCUGAGUUCUUUUUCAUAAGUGGUCUAGCUGGUAUUCCCCACACAAAAUACUACUAUGUGUUCUUGUGCUUUGUAUAUACUCUGUCUCUAUUGGGAAACACUUUUGUCAUGUUUAUGAUUUACAGUGACCACUGUCUUCACAGUCCAAAAUACAUUGCAGUGUUUAAUUUGGCUGUGUCUGACUUGUGUGUAAGCACAGCCCUCGUUCCUCAGUUGAUUGACACCUUCCUGUUUAAAUCACAGUUAAUCUCCUACGAGGCCUGCUUGACUAAUUUGUUUUUUGUUUUUUGGUUUCUCUUUAUGCAGUCUUUCACUCUCACUGUUCUGUCCUAUGAUAGAUGUGUCGCUAUAUGCUUUCCACUGAGAUACAAUGAGAUUGUGACUAAUAAAUCGAUGUUGGUGAUCACAACUAUGACAUGGAUUAUUGCAGGACUGGCUGUUCUCAUAUGUGUGAUUUUUAUCAGCAGACUGUCAUUUUGCAAAUCCACUGUGAUAAACAGUUAUUUCUGUGAUCACGGACCCAUGUUCAGGUUGGGGUGCAAUGACAACACUCCAAGUUAUGUGAUGAGUUGGACACAUGCUAUUAUGAUUCUCUGGUUUCCGGUAUUUUUUAUCAUGGGUACAUAUAUUUGUAUAGCCAGAGCAUUAUUGAAAAUAGCAGUGGCCCUGGAGCGCCUCAAAGCCAUGAAAACCUGCACCUCCCAUUUGAUCUUGGUGAGUGCGUUUUAUCUUCCUAUAGGUAUUAGUGGUGCACUGGGAUCCACCAUUCACCAGAAUGUUAGGAUUAUUGGUACGUCGCUGGCAUUGGUCUUGCCACCUAUGCUGAAUCCAAUCAUUUAUUCACUGAAGACAGAAGAAUUCACAGAAUCCAUUAAAAGGUUUUACAGAAGAAAAAUACUUUUCGCUGUAAGGAAUAAAUGAAUAAAUACCUUAAUCACAAAUGACUGACUGGCAAGUUUAACCAUGGUCAUUUUUCGAAACCCUCCAGUUAACUGUCAACUGUAAAUAAAAGAAUAAUUUUUGAAUUAGUGUCAAAAUAUUUUCAAGGUCUUCCACCUUACUACUGCCGAGAACGCAUUUUGUCCAAUUAAAAACCGGCUUUCUCUUGUU